AUAUAUAUAUGUGACUUGAUCGAUUAGUCGCUUAUUUGUUGUUUCUUUAGCUUUAUUAAUUGUCAUUUUUCGAUUGUAAGUGAUUCUUAUUCUUUUAAUUUAUUAUUUGAUUGAAAAUGCCGUUUGCGAAAACUGUCAAUGGUCACGAUAGCUUCCCAGCUGUCAAACGGUUGGCUAAUAACGACGUGCUGCAAACGAAUGUAAAGGAUGCACAAAAUACGUACACCUUUGAAACAUUACAGGAAUCAGCACAAUAUUUAUUGAACCGCAUCAAGAUUAAACCAAAAAUAGGGAUUAUAUGCGGUUCAGGAAUGGGAUCAUAUGAGCAAAACGAGUUGUGUCCAGGUUCGAUCGCGGAAUCCCUCGUGGACAAGCAAUGCUUCCCCUAUGAAGAAAUCCCACAUUUUCCGGUAUCGACGGUAAAAGGACAUACUGGUCAGAUGGUCUUUGGUUAUCUUCAAGGUGUACCAGUUAUGUGCAUGCAAGGCAGAUUCCAUUAUUACGAAGGUUAUCCACUUUGGAAGUGUGCCAUGCCAGUAAGAGUGAUGAAGCUGGUAGGUGUGACACAUUUAAUUGCUACGAAUGCGGCCGGUGGUCUAAAUCCCACCUAUAAAGUAGGUGAUAUCAUGAUAGUGAAAGAUCAUGUGAAUAUGAUGGGUUUUGCUGGCAAUAAUCCGCUUCAAGGACCAAAUGAUGAUAGGUUUGGGCCUCGAUUUCCGCCUAUGAAUAAAGCCUAUAAUCCCACGCUCAUGGAAAUCGGUAAACAAGUAGCUGAAGAGAUGGGUAUUGGCGAUAUUGUACAUAAGGGAGUUUAUACGUGUUUGGGUGGACCUAAUUUCGAAACAGUGGCAGAAUUGAAAAUGUUGCGAAUGAUCGGCGUCGAUGCAGUUGGUAUGUCUACGGUUCAUGAGGUGAUCACCGCUCGGCAUUGCGAUCUGACCGUGUUCACGUUCAGCUUAAUCACUAACCAAUGUGUUACUGAUUACGAAGAUCACUACGAAGCAAACCAUGAAGAAGUGAUGGACGUUGGCAAAGCACGACAGCCGAUUCUUCAAGAAUUUGUGUCCAGAAUUGUGAUACGUCUCAGAGAUAUUCUGCAAUUGACGACAAAAUAAUUCAUUUUUUAUGCUGAUCAAGAUACUUAAUUCACUUUUUUACU
Cyphomyrmex costatus is the source of this 1159-nucleotide messenger RNA. RefSeq names its product purine nucleoside phosphorylase. Gene Ontology annotation, cellular component: cytoplasm. The record is from RefSeq and is a predicted model, not a curated record. The transcript has 6 exons. Gene Ontology annotation, molecular function: purine-nucleoside phosphorylase activity. Lineage: Eukaryota; Metazoa; Arthropoda; Insecta; Hymenoptera; Formicidae. Bases 117 to 1115 code for a protein of 332 amino acids. Gene Ontology annotation, biological process: nucleoside metabolic process.